Messenger RNA from Triticum aestivum (bread wheat), 3393 nucleotides. Its product is annotated as probable pectinesterase 8. Gene Ontology annotation, biological process: cell wall modification; pectin catabolic process. Bases 942 to 2117 code for a protein of 391 amino acids. The record is from RefSeq and is a predicted model, not a curated record. NCBI's taxonomy places the organism in Eukaryota, Viridiplantae, Streptophyta, Magnoliopsida, Poales, Poaceae. Gene Ontology annotation, molecular function: pectinesterase activity. The transcript is spliced from 8 exons.
CUUCCCUCAAAAAAAAAAAAAGGCAGCCCAGCCUACCGCUGCUCCGCCUCACUAUCGGCGGCGCGCAGGAGAGCUGCCGGCGGUGUUUGUUGCCGCAGCGGCCAUGAGGUGAUGACGGCGGCGACGCACGGCACGUAAGCUGCGCCUAGAUCCCGCGCGUCUCCCACGAGGAAGAUGACGGCGGGGCGGCAACAUGAGGCGCGUCGCCACGUUCGCCAUCGCCUUUCGGAGUGAAUCAAGCGGGGCCGGAGCAGCAAGUCUACGCAGGGCGGCAUGAGAAGUUGAUGGCGGCGCGCGCGGCAUGGAGAACGCGGGCGUCGUCUUCCUUAAUUUCCGGCUGCUCCAACACACGCGUCGGCGCAGGACAUACAUUGACAGGAAGUGCACAUUCACUGGAACUGUUUUUAUCAGAGGCAGAAUUAUUGCUGGAACACGCCACAGUGCAAAGAUGAAUAGGACUAUUAUUGUCCGCAGAAACUGCCUUCAUUUUGUGAAAAAGUAUCAUAGGUAUGAGCAGAGGCACCCCAGUAUUCCUGCUCACAUUUCUCCUUUCUUCCGGGUCAAGGAAUGAGACCAUGUCAUCAUUGGCCAGUGCUGUUAAGCACACCUCUUUCGCAUGAUCUCAUGGUCCUCUUUUGGAUAUGAGCAUUUGCUAAUUGUCAGGGCGAACCAAUCUUUGAAGCAACUACUUGAUCAGAUAAUGCCUGGAUUCUGACAGUGACAUGAACCCACCUUUUCACUUCAGGAAAUGCUUCAUUGUUUAGAUGAUAGCUGUUCCUGUGGGCAACUGGCUUGUGCGGCGUCUCAAGCUUGAAGAAAGGAGAUCGGUUGUUUGCAAGGCAUGCAAUUUAGGCUGCUUCUUAAAGCACAUUCGAUCCUGUUAAAAUGCCCUGAGACCCAUCUCAUAUUCCGAAGCAAUAGUGAGACUUCCAGCCAUACAAAUGAGCACCAAAGCCAUUUCCCUCUAUUUCUGUGUACCUGCUGCAUUUCUGCUCUUCUUUGCCCAUCUCAAUAACCCAACCACUUCAUUCCUUCGAGCCCUGCUUGAUCUUGCAACACCAUCCUUUCCAUUUAAUUUGCUCACAGUUCAUUAUUUUUCUAACUAUCAUUGCCAUCGUGGUGCAUACAACCCGCUUUGCAAUGAUUUCCCUCCGGACUUCCCACCGCCUGACACCGCAGCAACAUCGAUCUUCUGUGUCGAUCCCAAUGGCUGCUGUGACUUCACCACGGUGCAGUCCGCGGUUGAUGCUGUGCCAAGAUCCAGCCAAAAGAGGAAUGUUCUGUGGAUCAAUAAGGGCAUCUACCUUGAGAAAGUGACAGUCCCUGCUACCAAGCCCAACAUCACAUUUCAGGGGCAGGGAUUUGAUCUGACGGCGAUCAUGUGGAAUGACACAGCUAACUCGUCACAUGGAACCUUCUACAGCGCUUCAGUUUCUGUCUUCGCCACCGGCUUUGUCGCGAAGAACAUCAGCUUCAUGAAUGUAGCACCAAUUCCAAGACCCGGUGAUGUCGGUGCUCAGGCAGUCGCUCUGAGGAUCGGUGGUGACCAGGCGGCAUUCUGGGGCUGUGGCUUCUUUGGGGCACAAGAUACACUGCACGAUGACCGGGGCCGGCAUUACUUCAAGGAAUGUUUCAUUCAGGGCUCCAUUGACUUCAUCUUCGGAGAUGCUAGGUCACUCUAUGAGAACUGCAGAUUGAUUUCCAUAGCAGAUCCUGUGCCUGCAGGGGUGAGAUCCAUCACUGGUUCAGUUACUGCGCAUGCCCGGGAAUCCAACAAAGAAAACACCGGCUAUUCAUUUGUCAACUGCAGCAUCGGCGGCACCGGGUGGAUAUGGCUCGGGCGAGCAUGGAGACCUUACUCCCGUGUUGUAUUCGCAUACACUACGAUGUCAAAUAUCAUCGCCUCCGAUGGAUGGAAUGAUUGGAAUGAUCCUUCAAGAGAUCAGAGUGUGUUUUAUGGAGAGUACAAGUGUACAGGCGAUGGCGCACACCUGGCGGGCAGAGUGCCGUAUGCUCUUGAGCUCAGCGACGUGCAAGCAUUGCCUUACUUGAACACAUCUUUUAUUGACGGUGAUCUAUGGCUGAAACCAUACUGCGACUCACUAAUAUCUGCAUGAAGUCAUAAAUUCCCAGUUUAAAGUUAUCUAGCAUUGUAUCACAGACAAGCAAAAGGAACAAGUUAGCACAAGUCCAUUUGUUGGAUUCUCUCACAUACCAUAUAGUACAUUAAAUCACCUGUGAAAAGUACAUCAUUUGGAAUUUCAGAAAUACUCCCUCCGUCCCACAAUAUAAGAACGUUUUUGACACUAGUGUAGUGUCAAAAACGUUCUUAUAUUUUGGGACAGAGGGAGUAUAUUGGUUUCGACAAAGAUUGGAUUGUCCUCUGUCACUAAUCUACAUUUACUUGACCUGGUCAUUGUAGCUGUAAUAUGCAUAUAUGAAACAAAAAACAGUCAUGGUGAAAGAAAUGAUCUGCACAUUAGAUCUAAUAAACCAAUGAGAGAAAAGGAUACAUGUCUUUAAGAUAGGUUCACAAGUGUGAGAAGAAAGUUCACAGUUGCAAAUCGUUCUGAAUACACAUUUGGUUGUUGCCUGCUAUCUACUCUGUGCUUUCGGUAACAUCAGCUGAACAGUUCAUUUACAUUGCAUGAAUAACUGGUGAGGUGGAAGAGAGACAAAGGAAAAAAGAGGUCUUGCCUUCUCUUAGCCAAGAGAUUAUCCCUUAUGAAGAAAGAUAAGAGAUGUGUCAUCAUUAUAUGGGAUUUUUUUUGUCUUCACAUGUUUUCUAUUUUUUUAAUCAUUUCAUAAUUUCAGGGUCUUGUAAAUUUGAAUGGUAGAGAUAACAAUUGACUAUAAUACAUUGUAUAACAUGUACUAUUGCUUUCUCUAGAUGAUGUGAAAUACAUAAGGAAAAGAUUUCAUCGAUAAUUGUAUAUGCCAUACAUAAAUCAAAGUAACGCUACGAUAGUUACUCAUAACACGAAAAUGCAAUUUCUAGCUAUUGCGAGUAAUAGUGGUCGCUCGCUCACACGGUGCCCUGUUGUGGUCCAGGCCAAUAGCUAAACUUGCCUACACACUUUUUUUGUUUAUAUGAUUUUUGAAAUGUGAAAACAAUUCUGGUAAUUACAUGAACAUUACACUUGUAUGAAUAACUUAGUUUUAACAUGUGAAUCAAACUGUGAUUGGAUGGUUAGAAGGACACUGGUAUCCCCAGCCCAUCAGGGUUCAAGUCCUGGUGCUCGCAUUAUUCCUGGAUUUGUAAAUCUCAAGAUGUCAUGCCGGCUCAGUCUCUCGGAGGGGGUAGGGUGUGCAUGUGUGCCUUCAUAGGGGUAAGUGUAUGCGCAUAUGUAUGAGCGCUCGUGUCUGUAUUGAUGUUAAAAAAAAACUUAAUUU